AUGACAGAACCCGAGACCCUGGCCCUGCUGGAAGUGAAGGGGCCCGAGGCCCUGGAGAAAAGCCCACCCCAGGCUUUGGUCCCCAAUGGCCGGAAGCUGGAAGCGGAAGAUGGGGUUGAGUCCCCUGGAGCUGAGUCCUCCAGAGCGGGAUCUUCAGCUGGGCCUCCCACAGCCGGAGAGGGGACGGAGGAUGGUCUAGACAGCACAGUAAGUGAGGCUGCCACCUUGCCCUGGGGGACUGGCCCCCAGCCCAGUGCCCCGUCCUCAGAUCCCCCUGGGUGGAGGAACAUUGAGCCUGAGUCCCUUGAGCCGCAGCCACCCACCAAGCUAGAGGAGUUGCACGAAGAUGACGCCAGCCUGCUGCCCGAGAAGGUGGCCCGGGCCUUCGUGCCCAUCGACCUACAGUGCAUUGAGCGGCGGCCCCAGGAAGACCUCAUUGUGUGCUGUGAGGCCAGUGAGGGUGAGCGCCGCCAGACCUUCCUGCCCACCCGGGCCACCCACCCUGAGCCCCCGGAGCGCAAGUGGGCCGAGGCAGUGGUGAGGCCGCCUGGGAACUCCUGUGGGUGCUGCAGGGGAUGCGGAAGCCAUGAGGGGCUGAAGGCCAUGGCCUCGGUGGGAGCCGCCCUCAUCCUCUUCCCCUGCCUGCUCUAUGGGGCAUACGCCUUCCUGCCCUUCGAUGCCCCGCGCCUGCCGACCAUGAGUUCCCGCCUCAUCUACACGUUGCGCUGCGGGGUCUUUGCCACCUUCCCCAUUGUACUGGGGAUCCUGGUGUACGGGCUGAGCCUGUUGUGCUUUUCUGCCCUGCGGCCCUUUGGGGAGCCACGGCGAGAGGUGGAGAUCCACCGGCAAUAUGUGGCCCAGUCGGUCCAGCUCUUCAUCCUCUACUUCUUCAACCUGGCCGUGCUUUCCACCUACCUGCCCCAAGACACCCUCAAACUGCUCCCUCUGCUCACUGGUCUCUUCGCCAUCUCCCGGCUGAUAUACUGGCUGACCUUUGCCGUGGGCCCCUCCUUCCGAGGCUUUGGCUACGGCCUGACAUUCCUGCCCCUGCUGUCCAUGCUGGUGUGGAACCUCUACUAUAUGUUCGUGGUGGAGCCUGAACGCAUGCUCACUGCCUCCGAGAGCCGCCUGGACUACCCUGACCACGCCCGCUCAGCCUCAGACCACAGGCCUCGCUCCUGGGGCUAA
Mesoplodon densirostris (Blainville's beaked whale) is the source of this 1188-nucleotide messenger RNA. RefSeq names its product transmembrane protein 79 (gene TMEM79). The coding region runs from base 1 to 1188 and encodes 395 amino acids. The transcript has 3 exons. Gene Ontology annotation, biological process: regulated exocytosis. Lineage: Eukaryota; Metazoa; Chordata; Mammalia; Artiodactyla; Ziphiidae. The record is from RefSeq and is a predicted model, not a curated record. Gene Ontology annotation, cellular component: lysosomal membrane; trans-Golgi network membrane.